CUCGAGGGUCCCGGGAGGGGGGCGUCGCGCGUCGCGAAGCCAGGGGUCCUGGUGUCGGGAUGUCGGGACACUGAGGGCCCUUCGGCUCUUCCACCGCGGGGGUGUGGAGGUUCAGGGUCUGCAAGGUGCUCGAUGUCCGCGACCCUCUUACAGGGGGCAGCCCGCGUCUGAGCCGGGGGAGGGUCGGGCGGGGUCGCACUGGGUUCCGGGGCGGCGUUUCUGAGCCAGCGCAGUCAGCCAGCGCCGGUGACAUCACCGACCACCCUCCCCCGCCGGAGCCCCCUCCCCUCUCCUCCCCUCCUCUCCUCGCCGCGCCUUUUGUCCCAGCCGAGCUCUGCCCCGCCCCGCCCCGCCCAUCUGCGAGGGAGGAGACUCCCUGUCAGUGACUUCAUUGAGUAGAUUCUUGGGGAUUGGGGUCUGGUCCUCCCCGGGGAGAGAGGCGAGAAGAACACGCUGCCUCUCAGGCCCUCACAGACAAUCACACCUGUCAGAGGUACACGCUGCCACUCACAAGCACACACUCUUCGCACUGCCAGCCUUACUGUCACACAGCCAUACUGCCAUUCACAAUCAGCCAGACAUCGCUGCACCUGAGAGCAGGUGACCGCUGGACCCUAUUCCUUCACUCUCCACACCUGGGGAUCAGGUCCAGCUCCUGCUGCACCGGACAGGCCUUGCUGGGCAAGUGCCUCUGAGAACCCGAGGAGGCGGCUUCCAGAGCUGCAGCUCUCCAAGCAGGCUCCGGUGGAGCGAUCAGAGGUGAGGGGCUGGGCUGGGCAUGUUUAAGCGCACAGUGCUCUCCUGCCCAUCCCCAGCAGCACCCCCACUACAGGCCCGAGGCGCUUUCCGGAGCUUCCCACACUUCUGGGGAGAAGACUUCUUAGCCAGCUUGAUGUUUAAAAUUCAGCUGGAGCCCUUAAAACUUCGAGCGUGGACGCUGAAUGGGUUUGUAAAGUUUCGAAACAAGGACACCAGUGCCGGUCCAGUGGCUGUGAUGGGAAAGGAUUACUACAAGAUUCUUGGGAUCCCGUCGGGAGCCAAUGAGGAUGAGAUCAAGAAAGCCUAUCGGAAGAUGGCCUUGAAGUACCACCCAGAUAAGAACAAAGAACCCAACGCUGAGGAGAAGUUUAAGGAGAUCGCAGAGGCCUAUGAUGUGCUGAGUGACCCUAAGAAACGGGGCCUGUAUGACCAGUAUGGGGAGGAAGGCCUGAAGAGCGGCGGCGGUUCAUCAGGGGGCUCCAGUGGCUCCUUUCACUACACCUUUCAUGGGGACCCCCACGCCACAUUUGCCUCCUUCUUCGGCGGCUCCAACCCCUUCGAUAUCUUCUUUGCCAGCACUCGCUCCACUCGUCCCUUCAGUGGCUUUGACCCAGAUGACAUGGACGUGGAUGAAGAUGAGGACCCAUUUGGCUCCUUUGGCCGCUUUGGGUUCAAUGGGCUGAGUAGGGGUCCAAGGCGAGCCCCAGAACCACUGUACUCUCGGCGCAAGGUGCAGGACCCACCUGUGGUGCAUGAGCUGAGGGUGUCCCUGGAGGAAAUCUACCACGGCUCCACCAAACGCAUGAAGAUCACAAGGCGGCGCCUCAACCCUGACGGGCGAACUGUACGCACCGAGGACAAGAUCCUGCACAUUGUCAUCAAGCGUGGCUGGAAGGAAGGCACCAAGAUCACCUUCCCCAAAGAGGGCGAUGCCACACCUGACAACAUCCCCGCUGACAUCGUCUUUGUGCUCAAAGACAAGCCCCAUGCACACUUCCGCCGAGAUGGCACCAACGUGCUCUACAGUGCCCUGAUCAGCCUCAAGGAGGCACUGUGUGGCUGUACCGUGAACAUUCCCACCAUUGAUGGCCGAGUGAUCCCUUUGCCCUGCAAUGAUGUCAUCAAGCCAGGCACCGUGAAGAGACUCCGUGGGGAGGGCCUUCCCUUCCCCAAGGUGCCCACCCAGCGGGGAGACCUCAUUGUCGAGUUCAAAGUUCGCUUCCCAGAUAGAUUAACACCACAGACAAGACAGAUCCUUAAGCAGCACUUACCAUGCUCCUAGGCCCUGCCCCAGCCAGCCCAGAGCCUUCCACAGCAAUAGCCCCACACUCACCCCACCCAUUGUGCACCCAGCUUGAUGUCCACUGGACACUAGCAACUCUUUCUAAAUGCAAAAAACAAAACAAACAAAAAAAACUCACUGGUUUUCAGGGAAAAUGUUCCUGUCCCUGACCCCUUUCAGAGCUGGGCUGCCUUGGGGGAGUGGGAGGGAGGUGGGGAGAGCUAGCCCAGGCCAGGGGUUAAUUUUCAUGUCACAAGCUUUGAAUCCAGUUCCCACUCCAGUGGCUGGAGAGUGACCUGAGUGCUACUUGAAGAUAUAGAGAUUCCUUGUCCACGCCUGUAAAUAGCAUGUCCUCCUUCCCCUCUCAGCUUUGCUAAUACCUCUCCUUUCCCUUCCCUUCAGCUUCCUCCUACUGGGGGAGGAAGAGGAUAAAAAGGACACUGCUUUCCCACCCCAGUCCCACCCCCAAGUCCACAGUGUCCAAGGCUAUCACACACAUAUUCAUGCACACAAAGCACACACCUAGAGCUGUGUGUGCCUCUCCAGGGUUGAGAUAGGAAGGGAAGGUCCAUAACCCAUGAACCGGGCCAUUGAGCACGAGACACUUUUCAUUUGGGAAAGGGAGGUGAAGGGGCCCUCAGCAGCCUCCCUGACAGCUCCCCUGCCCAGACUCUGCAGAGCUGGAAGUACUGUCCUCCCUGCUGCUCUUAAGAGUGUGCAAGGGUAGAAGAAGGGGAGGGGGCUGCUGUAUUAAGUCUAAGAGGUGGAGGGCAGGGUCUGUCUCCUAGCCUUCAUCAGGAAGGGAAAGGGCUUUGGGUCAGGUGGCAGCUAUUCCCCACCAAGAGAUUCAGGGUCACAGGUUUCUCCCCACACCUCUGAACUCAGGGCCUAGCCACCCCUAAACUCCCAAAUCCCAUUUCUGUGAUAUAUGAAGCUACUUAUUUCUUACCCUUCAUGAAGGCUGCGGGGGAAUUUCUAGCCCUCUGACGCCUGUGUGACCCCACCUCACUCCCAUAAUUGUGUAAAGAUCAAAUAGUGAAGGAGCUAGGGUAAGACUGCUUCAGCCAUGUUCUGGGGUGGGGUUUUUAGGCUUUCUCACUUUGACAAGCCCCUGAAUGUUUUUAUAGUAGUUUUUUUGUAUUUUUUUGUAAUGACAGUAUUAUGGAAAAAAUAAAGUAUUUUAAAACUACGGAA
Messenger RNA from Globicephala melas (long-finned pilot whale), 3235 nucleotides. It is a transcript of the gene DNAJB5, whose product is annotated as DnaJ heat shock protein family (Hsp40) member B5. Gene Ontology annotation, cellular component: cytosol. Gene Ontology annotation, molecular function: protein-folding chaperone binding. The record is from RefSeq and is a predicted model, not a curated record. NCBI's taxonomy places the organism in Eukaryota, Metazoa, Chordata, Mammalia, Artiodactyla, Delphinidae.